CACUUGACCUUAUUGAAAAUUUGAAUGAGGUCGUUCCAUUUGUUUUCUUUUAGUCAGGUGGAGUCAGGCUUUACUUGUCAUGUCAAUAAGUUCACGAAACAAUUUGACUACCUAUAACAAUAUUGUCAUAACUCAAAAGUUAAAAAUUGGAGGGUAAAUUUCAUUUACAUGAGCAGAAAUUACAUUAAAUUGUACAAUCGACACGUCUGUCCAUAAUAAAUAAGAACCUGCAAUGCCUGUAAAACUUCUUGUCAAUGUUAUUAUUAAGUUGGGAAUCAGCUGAAGAAACGCAACCAAUUCUCUUUUCUUUUCUAUUUUUCUUCACACUAUAAUGGGUUCUCAAGAUGAACUCCAGGAACCCAUUCUACAAUCACGUUCUCAACCUGCUGCUGUUCUUCACAAUGAAGUGAACUCCAGGCUCGAAAAGGUACUAAACGACACCGAAUUACCCUACUUGAAGCGCAUCCUGUUGGCUUCAGCAAUUGAACUGAAGCUCCUUUUCCGCCUGGCUGGACCUGCUGUUUUUGUUUACAUGAUCAAUAAUCUCAUGUCCUUGUCCACCAGAAUCUUUGCCGGCCACCUCGGCAAUCUUGAACUUGCUGCUGCUUCUCUUGGCAAUAACGGCAUCCAACUCUUUGCCUAUGGCCUCAUGUUAGGUAUGGGAAGUGCAGUCGAAACUCUAUGUGGGCAAGCUUAUGGAGCUCGAAAGUACGAAAUGCUAGGGACAUAUCUCCAAAGAGCAACGGUUGUUCUAACUGUAACCGGAAUACCAUUAACUGUCAUCUACCUUUUAUCAAAGCCAAUUUUGCUUUUAUUAGGUGAAUCAAAGGCAGUAGCCUCAGCAGCAGCAGUGUUUGUUUAUGGUCUAAUACCACAAAUUUUUGCUUAUGCUGUGAAUUUCCCAAUACAAAAAUUCCUUCAAGCUCAAAGCAUAGUAAACCCAAGCGCCAUAAUAUCAGCUGCUACUCUCGUUGUCCACUUAUUGCUCAGUUGGCUUGCAGUGUACAAGCUGGGAUUGGGAUUGAUAGGUUGUUCUCUGGUGUUGAGCUUGUCAUGGUUUAUAAUAGUGAUUGCCCAGUUUGUUUAUAUUCUGAAGAGUGAUAAGUGUAAGUAUACCUGGAAUGGGUUUACCUUGCAAGCCUUUUCUGGGAUUUGGGAGUUCGUUAAAUUAUCAUCAGCAUCUGCAGUGAUGCUGUGCUUGGAGACUUGGUAUUAUCAGAUUUUGAUAUUAAUUGCCGGCCUCCUCAAAGAUCCUGAGAUUGCUUUGGACUCCCUUUCUGUGUGUAUGGGUAUAACUGGGUUGCUGUUCAUGGUCUCAGUCGGUUUCAACGCUGCUGCAAGUGUUAGAGUCAGCAAUGAAUUGGGAGGUGGGAACCCAAAGUCAGCAGCAUUUUCAGUUGUUGUGGUGACUUUGGUUUCAUUCAUAAUUGCAGUUAUAGAAGCAGUGGUUGUGCUUUGUCUACGAAAUGUAAUAAGUUAUGCAUUUACUGAAGGAGAAACUGUAGCCAAGGCUGUCUCUGAGCUAUCUCCAUUAUUAGCCGUCGCUCUCUUACUUAAUGGGAUUCAACCAGUUUUGUCCGGAGUGGCAGUUGGAUGUGGAUGGCAAGCCUUUGUGGCUUAUGUAAACGUGGGGUGCUAUUAUUUGGUUGGAAUUCCAGUGGGAUGUGUUCUUGGUUUUAAGUUUGAUUUUGGAGCAAAGGGUAUAUGGUCCGGGAUGAUUGGAGGAACAGUUAUGCAGACUAUCAUUUUAUUAUGGGUCACAUUUCGUACGGAUUGGAUUAAAGAGGUUGAAAAGGCUAAAAUGCGACUGGACAAAUGGGAUGACGACAAGCAAACACUCCAAAACGAUUGAAGAUGCACAAUCCAUCGUGAAUUUUGAUAUUCACAAACCACUUCCACAUUUUGACAUGAAUUGAGUCUUUUUUUUUUUUUUUCUUUUUUCAAUGAAAAUAAAAUAUUAGACUUACAUGCUUCAA
This is a messenger RNA of Jatropha curcas, 1976 nucleotides long. Its product is annotated as protein DETOXIFICATION 40. The record is from RefSeq and is a predicted model, not a curated record. NCBI's taxonomy places the organism in Eukaryota, Viridiplantae, Streptophyta, Magnoliopsida, Malpighiales, Euphorbiaceae. Gene Ontology annotation, molecular function: antiporter activity; xenobiotic transmembrane transporter activity. Gene Ontology annotation, biological process: xenobiotic detoxification by transmembrane export across the plasma membrane. Gene Ontology annotation, cellular component: membrane.